UUAUUCUCUCCCUCUCUCUCUCUCUAUCUCUGCCCCCCUCUAUAAGGUGGACGAUGAUUAUGCUGGCUAGGCUCGUGGUGGGACUCCUGGUCCUCAAGGUGGCCGCAGCCUCUCCCGCCAGACACCCCCGGCAAGUGGAACUGGACACGUACGACGAAAACAACUAUGAUGUGGAUGGAGACAACGUCAAUCUGGAGAACCAGGACGUGUAUGACUACUAUGACGGAGUUACCAUCGACGAACCUCAGAUAGAGAUUGGUACACUGGCCCCGCCCGAGGAGAACGGAGCCUCGCUGGAGGAAGGAGAGGAGGGAGAGGAGGAAGAGGAGGAGAUGCCCAUCCAGCCCAAGCUCAUCUCAGGGGGAGGCUCUGGGGGGUCUGGGGUCCUCAUGGGCCCCGACACGCAGGGAGAGGAGGAGCUGCGCCUGACGCCCAUUGACAUUCUUCACAUCUCUGGGGACUCGGGAGAGUCGGGAGAUGCCUCGGGGGCGUCUGGGGCGUCUGGGGAUGCUGGGGGCUCUGGGGCUUCUGGAGAUUUUGGUUCCGGCGCGUCCGGAGCUUCGGGUGACUUCGGCUCUGGGGGUUCCGGGGCUUCCGGCCAGGUGGAGUUCUCCGGAAUCUCCGAGGUGGAGUUCUCCGGAAUCUCCGGCGACUUUGGCUCGGGGCUGUCCGAGGCUUCCGGCGAGGUGGAGUUCUCCGGAAUCUCCGGCGACUUCGCUGCGGAAGCUUCCGGAGCCUCCGGAGACCUUGGCGCCGAAGCUUCGGGAACUUCCGGCGACCUGGGCCCCGCAGGUUCUGGAGUCUCUGGUGACCUCGGUUCUGGAGCCUCCGGGGGUUCUGGUGUUUCAGGUUCAGGGAUAGUGUUGGUCCCUGAUGGAGAGGAGGAGCUCCCCCUGGUGCCGGACAUCCCCGAGGAAGCCUCUGGGGCUUCCGCGGAGGAGUCGGGGGAGUCUGGGGAGGAGGAGGAGGUUAUAGUAGUCCCUGAAAUAGAGGAAGAGGAAGAGCUGCUCCCGACAGUCCCUACCAUCCCGCAGGAGGGCACAGGGGGUACUGUUGGAUCAGGAGAGUCAGGACUCCCUGACAUUGACAUUGACAUUGACAUUGACAGCACGCAAGGUAUGCCCACCUGUUUGUUGUGUACCUGCCUGGGCGGGUCUGUCUACUGUGAUGACGUGAGGCUGCAGAGUGUGCCCCCUCUGCCCAAAGAUACCACUCACUUCUAUGCCCGCUACAACAAGAUCACCAAGAUCAACAAGUCCGACUUUGCUCACAUGAACAAGCUGAAGAGAAUCGAUCUGACAAGUAACGAGAUCGGCCGGGUUGAUGACAAUGCCUUCUACGGCCUGCCCGCUCUGGAGGAGGUGGUGCUGAGAGAGAACAAGCUUGUCCAUCUGCCAGCCCUGCCAGCUUCUAUGACCCUCAUUGAUGCCAGUCACAACAAACUGGGCAGCACGGGCAUUCAGAAAGAAGCUUUCAAGGAUAUGACAGGCCUGCUGUACCUGUACUUGACGGAUAACAACAUUGACUAUGUACCUGUACCGCUGCCGGACAGUCUGCGCUCAUUGCACCUACAGAACAACAACGUCCAAAUGCUGCAUGAAGACACAUUCUGCAACAUCAAAGACUUACACUACAUCCGGUACGCUCUGGAAGACGUGCGCCUGGAUGGAAACCCCAUCAACCUCAGCAGGACCCCGCAUGCCUAUGUGUGUCUGCCUCGCAUUCCUAUUGGUGCUCUUAUUUAAAUGAACACACACACACACAAACACAUGCACGCACACACACACACACAAACUUGCACAUGCAUUAAGAUCUCUGUGUGCUCACCCAACUUUAUUUCCUCACUAAAGGCUCAUGCAAACUUAAAAAUGAAUAGAAGCCUUUUACUGAAAUCUUGUGCAAACAUACACACACACACACACACACACACACUUGCACACAGUAAGACACUUGAACACACAAAAUACUCGGUAGACUACAUUUGAAUUGGUAAUGAUGCAAACUUUUCCUAUAACUACCUGUUUCCAUAUGGAUAUCCUACCUGAAGACAUUAACGCAACACACACACACACACACACACGCACACAGACACACACACAC
Molecule: messenger RNA, 2100 nt
Organism: Clupea harengus (Atlantic herring)
Lineage: Eukaryota; Metazoa; Chordata; Actinopteri; Clupeiformes; Clupeidae
Gene: epyc
Product: epiphycan
Exons: 10
Coding region: 54-1745 (563 amino acids)
Biological process (GO): bone development; articular cartilage development
Cellular component (GO): extracellular matrix
Molecular function (GO): protein binding
Source: RefSeq, a predicted model, not a curated record